AUGGCGUCGUCCACGGCCUCGCUCGCCCCCGCGGCCGCGAUGCUGGAGCGGCUGGGCCUCCGCGUCGCGCCCACCGACGCCGCCGCGGACGACCACCACCAGGCCGUCCCGGGGCUCCUCCCGCUGUGCUGCGCCGUGCAGCACUACGAGUGGGGCCGCCGCGGCGCCGACUCCCUCGUCGCGCGCCUCGCCGGCGAGGGCGGCGAGGACGGAGGACGGCCCUGCGCCGAGCUCUGGAUGGGCACGCACCCGGCCGCGCCAUCCUCGCUCGCGCCCGACGUCUCGCUCCGCGACUGGGUCGCGCGUAACCCCGCCGCGCUCGGCCGCGACGUCGCCGCGCGAUGGGGCGGCGACCUUCCCUUCCUCUUCAAGGUGCUGUCGGUGGCGAAGGCGCUGUCGAUCCAGGCGCACCCGGACCGGGAGCUCGCCGCGGCGCUGCACGCGCUGCGCCCGGCCACGUACCGCGACGCCAACCACAAGCCCGAGAUGGCCGUCGCCGUCACCGAGUUCCACGCGCUCUGCGGCUUCGCCGCCACACAGGAGCUCAAGGAAGUAUUGAGGACUGUACCCGAGGUUCAGGAAUUAGUUGGCAAAGAAGAAUCUCGGAAGCUUUUGGGUGUCAAAGAGCAAGAUGGGGGGAUUGGUGUGAGGUCGUAUCUGAAAUCAGCUUUCACCAAGUUAAUGACAGCGAGUGACGAAGCAGUUUCUGAAGCAAUUGCAAACCUUAGGACUCGCUUGAACAGUGAGAGCAAGGCUAGAAGUUUAACACAGAAGGAGCAACUUGUUUUGUCAUUGGAGAAGCAGUACCCAGGAGAUGUUGGUGUGCUGGCAGCGUUCUUCCUAAAUUUUGUUAAGCUAAAUCCGGGUGAAGCACUUUAUGUUAGUGCCAACGAACCUCAUGCAUAUCUCUCAGGGGAGUGCAUCGAAUGUAUGGCCACUUCAGACAACGUUGUCCGUGCAGGUCUAACUCCGAAAUACAGAGAUGUGCAAACUCUCUGCUCGAUGUUGACUUAUAAUCAGGCCUUCCCAGAAAUUUUGCAAGGAAUGCCUGUACAGCCUUAUGUGACUCGUUACACCCCAUCAACUGACGAAUUUGAAGUUGACCGCUACUUGCUACCUCCUGGCAAAUCAGUCACCAUGUCUCCGGUGCCUGGUCCAUCCAUAUUCAUCGUCAUGACAGGAGAAGGAGAAAUCCAGGCAGGCUUCAUGACUGACAGCGCAAAGGCAAAGGAAGGUGACGUUUUCUUUGUGCCGGCUCACACCAAGGUCAAGCUCUACACUUCGUCCCCCAGGCUAAGUUUAGCAAAGAAGGAGCAACUUGUUUUGUCAUUGGAGAAGCAGUACCCAGGAGAUGUUGGUGUUCUGGCAGCGUUCUUCCUAAAUUUUGUUAAGCUCAAUCCUGGUGAAGCACUUUAUGUUAGUGCCAACGAACCUCAUGCAUAUCUCCCAGGGAGUGCAUCGAAUUCCUUCCCGGAAAUUAAGCAAGGAAUGCCUGUACAGCCUUAUGUGACUCGUUACGCCCAAUCAACUGACGAAUUUGAAGUUGACCGCUACUUGCUACCUCCUGGCAAAUCAGUCACCAUGUCUCCGGUGCCUGGUCCAUCCAUAUUCAUCGUCAUGACAGGAGAAGGAGAAAUCCAGGCAGGCUUCAUGACUGACAGCGCAAAGGCAAAGGAAGGUGACGUUUUCUUUGUGCCGGCUCACACCAAGGUCAAGCUCUACACUUCGUCCCCCAGGUCCAUGCAGCUGUACAGGGCUGGGGUAAACAGCAGUUUCCUGAGUUGA
Miscanthus lutarioriparius is the source of this 1785-nucleotide messenger RNA. NCBI's taxonomy places the organism in Eukaryota, Viridiplantae, Streptophyta, Magnoliopsida, Poales, Poaceae. The record is from the annotation of a GenBank genome assembly.